Molecule: messenger RNA, 925 nt
Organism: Fusarium redolens
Lineage: Eukaryota; Fungi; Ascomycota; Sordariomycetes; Hypocreales; Nectriaceae
Exons: 5
Coding region: 35-628 (197 amino acids)
Source: RefSeq, a predicted model, not a curated record
AUCUGAUGUUUUAUUGUAGGAAAGUCCACGUUAAAUGAACAUCAUGGGCACAAAAUCUCUCAGUGUUCUUGGCAACGAUGGGGCUGGCAAGAAAGCCCUGAUCGGCAGCCUCAUUUACAAGUGCGGGCUUGAGCUUCCCCAACUGAAGCAGCUGGAAAGUGAGGGGAUUAGUCAGUAUGAGAAAAUUGUACCAUUCUUCGAGAAAAAUGGACGUGCUCAAUCCUUUUACGCCCCUUCUGGAACCUUUACUGUUCAGAAAAGCCAGACACCAGAUGUUGCUUUCUGGGUUGUCGAUGCUUCCGAUUCAUCUAGCUGGGGCCCAUCUGCCGAGAAACUCUCAGUUACGUUGUCCAGUAGUAUGGUCAACCCACGAGAGAAACUCGUCAUAGUAGUAAACAAGAUGGACUCAGUCAACUGGUCUGAGCAGACGUUCAAAGAGGUUGUGGGCGCAUUCAGUUCGGUCAAUCUGAACAAUCGUGCUUAUAUCAUCCCGGUUUCUGCCCUUCGAGAAGGAGGAAACAUACUCCCAACCCCCGAAGCGCCCUCAUGGGUACAGAACUUAUCUACUGACCAGUUUGGGGGAUCCGCAUCAGUCUCGGGUGAAUCGUUGAUGAAUCUUCUUGGGUGAACACUCACGUAUUUUACUUCGAUCUAUUCCUUGGUUUACUGCAGUGUAUUAUUAACAGAAGGGAGGAGCGGAAUCCUUGUGGAUUAAUAGACAGUUUCGAAAUGGGAUGAGCCUCUCCGAAGUAUUCAGCAGCUCUGUGACAAAUGCAGUAUAUCAAGAUAGACAAGUGCAUGUGGCUUAGCUUCCACAAAUAAUUUAAGUAUUUUGCGCCUCUUUUGAGUGAAAGCUUGUUGUAAGUCACUGCGGGGGCAUCAUGGGAUAGCAUCUGGGCCGAGCAUCUUAAUGCUCAUGCGGCAC